Cladophialophora psammophila CBS 110553 is the source of this 2019-nucleotide messenger RNA. RefSeq lists its product as uncharacterized. The transcript has 3 exons. Bases 1 to 2019 code for a protein of 672 amino acids. Gene Ontology annotation, molecular function: solute:inorganic anion antiporter activity; borate efflux transmembrane transporter activity. NCBI's taxonomy places the organism in Eukaryota, Fungi, Ascomycota, Eurotiomycetes, Chaetothyriales, Herpotrichiellaceae. Gene Ontology annotation, biological process: transmembrane transport; monoatomic anion transport; borate transport. The record is from RefSeq and is a predicted model, not a curated record. Gene Ontology annotation, cellular component: fungal-type vacuole; plasma membrane.
AUGGCGACUCAUACCGAAGUCAUCACGCCCUCGUCCUCUCGCACUACCCCUGCCCAAGUGCGCCGCCGUUCCUCCUCUCACUCGGUCCAGAAGAAGCCCUGGCAGCAUGCCCAUCGAUCGUCCUUUCACUCGACCCAGUCCCGACCGGACCCUGAAGAGAUUCAACGCCUUUCAGAGCACAUUUCGAGACAAACCACUCGGUCUUCGCACCGUCGCGACCCCAAAUGGUACAAGAUUCGUUGGUUCAAGGGCAUGAUUGACGACGUCAAGAGACGGGCGCCGUACUACUGGAGUGAUUGGAAGGAUGCUUGGGAUUAUAGAGUCAUCCCUGCCACCGUAUACAUGUACUUUGCCAACAUCCUGCCGGCAUUGGCAUUCUCCCUCGACAUGUUCACAAAGACCCACAACUCGUACGGCGUCAACGAAGUCCUGCUGUCGUCGGUCAUGGCCUGUGUGGUUUUCUCCCUUUUCGCCGCUCAGCCACUCGUCAUCGUGGGCGUCACUGGUCCCAUCACCGUCUUCUCUUAUACGGUGUACGACAUCGUCGUCCCCCAGGGCACCAACUUCUUCGCCUUCAUGGCCUGGAUCGGCAUCUGGUCGCUGAUUAUGCAUUGGUUGCUGGCCAUCACCAACAGUUGCAACGCAUUAACCUACGUUACGCGGUUCAGCUGUGAUACCUUUGGGUUCUACGUUGCUUUCAUCUAUCUGCAAAAGGGCAUCCAAGUCCUGACGAGACAGUGGGGGUUGGCCGGUGAAACAAGUGCCUAUCUGUCCAUCAUGGUUAGUCUGCUCGUCUUGGGGUUUGCAUACGGCUGUGGUGUCCUGGGCGAAAGCAACCUGCUGCAACGGCAUGUGCGGAAGUUUAUCGAGGACUAUGGCACUCCGCUGACAAUCGUCUCCUUCACUGGGUUCGUCCAUAUCGGCCAUAUGAAGAACGUCCAUGUCGAGACACUACCGACAAGCAAGUCGUUCCACCCGACUGUUGACCGAGGCUGGUUCGUCCAUUUUUGGGAUAUCAGUGUGGGAGAGGUCUUCCUGGCAAUUCCCUUUGCGAUCCUGCUGACAAUUCUGUUUUGGUUUGAUCAUAACGUGUCGUCUCUCAUUGCUCAGGGGACGGAAUUUCCUCUCCGUAAACCACCAGGUUUCCAUUGGGAUAUUUUCCUCUUGGGUCUCACCACGGGCAUCGCCGGACUUCUGGGCAUCCCUUUCCCCAAUGGCCUCAUCCCUCAGGCGCCAUUUCAUACAAACGCCCUUUGCGUUACAAGGCAAGUUGUCGACGAGAAGGCGAGAGGCCAUAUUGUCCGAGUCACGGAUCACGUCGUUGAACAGCGCUUCAGCAACCUUGCACAGGGGCUGUUGUUCCUGGUCACAAUGAGCGGUCCACUACUGGUCGUCCUCCAUCUCAUCCCACAGGGUGUGCUGGCCGGUUUGUUCUUCGUCAUGGGUGCCCAAGCCCUCGUGGGCAACGGCAUCACUCAAAAGUUGCUCUUCCUUGCCCGGGACAAAGAGUUGACGGAUGCGACGGAUCCAUUGGCAAGAAUCGAGCGUCGUGUCGCCAUAUGGGCCUUCGUGGCCUGUGAACUAGUCGGCUUUGGCGCCACCUUUGCUAUAUCCCAAACCAUUGCCGCGAUCGGAUUCCCCGUCAUCAUUCUCCUCCUCAUCCCCUUCCGCACUUGGCUCAUGCCGAAGUGGUUCCGGGAGGAAGAACUCCGAGCCCUCGACGCUCCCACGGCCGGCGCCUUCGUCAUGGAGAGCGUCGGCGGCGCGUACGGGGAAAGCGAAGAGAGCACGCCGACCGCCGGAGGGACGCCGCCGGACGAGAACGACGAAAUCGCCGUCGUGGAUGAUACCUUGGAGAGGGGUGAGAGUCACGAACUCCAGAGCGUUCUGGCCAACAAGAGAUCUCCGGAUGGAGGUAGUAUCGCGACGAGGCGGACAGGGAGUCACAGCGACACGCAGCGGCCCGACGUGGGCAUGAGGAAGAGGAGUCGAAGUUCGCUGAACAGGCGGGGAGGAUAG